Messenger RNA from Arctia plantaginis, 951 nucleotides. The record is from the annotation of a GenBank genome assembly. Lineage: Eukaryota; Metazoa; Arthropoda; Insecta; Lepidoptera; Erebidae.
AUGUUCCGGAGGCGCGCGCUGCGGCGGCGGCUGGCGGCGGCCGGCGCGCCUCCCCUGGCGGACGAUCAGCUGCGGCGCCUAGCACGGGCACUGGACGCGGGCGCUGCCGGUGCGGAGUGUGUGCCGGCCGGUCAAGCCGCCUCCCAGCUACGACUUGCGGUCACCCGCAUCUUCAGGUUCCCCGAGCUGCGAGACACCACCGAGCUGAGGCGCCUGCCCCUUUGCACCGACCAGCAUUGCUGUAACCCGUACCACUGGAGCCGCCUCUGCAAGCCCGAAACCCCUCCUCCACCCUACACCCGUUACGCGAUGGAGGACGUCAAACCUAAAGAGCGUGGAGAGAGUACAGAGGAUGCAAGGAGGACAGACCACGAGCGGCUAGUAACGGGUUCCCUGGCUACUGACGGCGAAGAACGUCAGAGCUGGGAGUCAGAAUGGUGCAGACUCGCGUACUGGGAGUUAACGCAACGAGUGGGUCGACAGUUUGGUGUCCGAGUGAGAGCCGUUGAUGUGUUCGGGGGAGGUGGAGGAGCUUGUGGGUCGGGGAGGCAUGGCUUGUGUCUGGAUGCACUGGACCAGAGAGGGGAUGCACCUCAAGCAGAACAGGUGCGAAAGACCAGAGCAAAAAUUGGUCUAGGCGUAACUUUAUCUCUGGAAUCAGACGGGGUUUGGUUGUACAACCGUAGCCAAGAGCCAGUGUUCGUCAGCUCACCAGCAUUAGAUGCGGCAGCUGCCAAAGCUUUAUUAGUCUGGAGAGUAGCCCCAGGCCACUGUCUCUGCAUCUUCGACCCUGCAUGCCCCCCACCGGCGGUUUCUCUGCCUAAUGUUGGACCAGUCGACCCAAGGUCGGUGCGGAUCUCCUUCGCGAAGGGUUGGGGUCCGAAAUACUCGAGGAGGGAUGUGACAGCGUGUCCGUGUUGGCUCGAGGUGUUGCUAGCGCCCCCCAGCUGA